AUGAUUGUUGAUCGAUUCACCACGAUGGACGAGUUGGACAAAAUCACCACGCCGGCAUCUGGUCUCCCGCUGGGCUUCCAUGGCACUGUCGUCCACUCGCACAGCCUCGACGAGCUCGAGAUUCUGCAGGACUGUUUCGUGCUCGUCGAUAAAGCGGGCACCAUCCAGGCCCUCCAGGCCGACACACAUCCACACCGCAUCAAUGCCAUCGUGGCGGAGCAUGGCUAUGCCCCCGAUGUCUUCCCCGUGAAGUAUCUUCGCCGCGGCGAGUUUCUUUGUCCAGGCUUCAUCGACACCCACAAUCAUGCACCUCAAUGGGCCCAGCGCGGAGUUGGCCGCGGCCUGACGCUCCUCGACUGGCUGGACCAGGUUACUUUCACGCAUGAGGCCAAGUUCGCCGAUCCGGAGUAUGCCCGUCGCAUGUACACCUCCUGCGUCACUGGAUUCCUCCAGCAGGGCAUCACCAUGGCUUCCUAUUAUGGCUCCUUUCACGGCGAAGGUUCGCGCAUCCUCGCCGAUGUCUGCUUGGACAAAGGACAACGGGCGUUUAUCGGCAAGUGCAACAUGAACCGGAACGCGCCAGACUGGUACCGCGACCAGUCGGCGUCCGAAUCUCUGCUAGAAACGCGUGCCCUGAUCAAGCACGUUCAACAGCUCGACCCCAACAAUCUCUUGAUCAAACCGAUCAUCACGCCCCGCUUCGCGAUCUGCUGUGACCCGCCACUGCUCGAGGGUCUCGGGGAAAUCGUCCGCGAACACCCCGAUCUGCCUAUCCAGACACACUUCAAUGAAGCCAAGGAUGAAAUAAAGUAUACCCAUCAACUAUUCCCAGAAUUUGGGACGGAGACCGACCUUUACCAGAGAUUUGGCUUGCUCAACGAGCGGUCCAUUCUGGCACACUGCAUCUUCUUGCAGGAGGAAGAGAUCCAUCGCCUACAAGAGCUUCGCUGUGGCAUUUCUCACUGCCCUGUCUCCAACACUACCAUGCAAGACUUCAUGGUCGCCCCGAUCCGCGAGUACCUGCGCCGUGGAAUCAAGGUUGGACUCGGCACGGACAGUGGCGGCGGGCAUUCAUCGUCGAUGCUGGAGGUCAUGAAGCAGGCCUUUGUGGUCUCGAAUGCGCAGCAGAUGCUGACCCAGGGUCAGGAUCCGGCUCUGUCGCUGCAUGAAGGCUUCUUCCUAGCCACUUUAGGGGGAGCUCAGGUCUGUGGUCUCGAUGACCGGAUCGGCAAUUUUGUGGUUGGUAAGGAGUUUGAUGCGCUGGAGAUCCAUACGAUGGACCUAGAAAAUCUGGCAGUGAUGACUCCCGUCGAAGAGGAGGACUCCAUCUCCGUGAUCUUUGAGAAGUUUCUCAUGACCGGCGACGACCGCAACAUCGCCAAGGUGUAUGUGAGAGGACGGUCGGUGAAAGUAUGA
Messenger RNA from Penicillium riverlandense, 1416 nucleotides. RefSeq names its product putative guanine deaminase. Gene Ontology annotation, biological process: guanine catabolic process. Gene Ontology annotation, molecular function: guanine deaminase activity; zinc ion binding. Bases 1 to 1416 code for a protein of 471 amino acids. Gene Ontology annotation, cellular component: cytosol. The transcript is spliced from 3 exons. NCBI's taxonomy places the organism in Eukaryota, Fungi, Ascomycota, Eurotiomycetes, Eurotiales, Aspergillaceae. The record is from RefSeq and is a predicted model, not a curated record.